Striga hermonthica is the source of this 1020-nucleotide messenger RNA. NCBI's taxonomy places the organism in Eukaryota, Viridiplantae, Streptophyta, Magnoliopsida, Lamiales, Orobanchaceae. The record is from the annotation of a GenBank genome assembly.
AUGGCGUCCACUCCUAAGAUCAACAUUCCUCUGCCACCGGACCCUGGUGAAAAACCCCUUGGAAAUGAAGCAUAUUUUUCUACAGUGCCAAUCCAUGUUGUCACCCGUGCAUCUCAACUUCCUGCAGAAUUUCUGCAGCCUUCACAUGAGAGGCAACUGGUCAUUGGCUUUGAUUGUGAGGGGGUUGAUCUCUGUCGAGACGGGACUCUUUGUAUUAUUCAGCUUGCCUUUCCAGAUGCGAUAUAUCUGGUUGAUGCCAUUGAGGGUGGAGAUACACUGGUGAAAGCCUGUAAGCCAGCACUUGAAUCAAGUUACAUCACUAAAGUUAUUCAUGACUGCAAAAGGGAUAGUGAGGCAUUGUACUUUCAAUUUGGCAUUAAGUUGCAUAAUGUUGUGGACACCCAGCAGAUUGCUUAUUCUCUGAUCAAGGAGCAAGAGGGACAUAAAAGAGUUCCAGAUGACUACAUAUCAUUUGUUGGCCUGCUUGCUGACCCUCGAUUUGGUGGCAUUUCAUAUGUUGAGAAGGAAGAAGUCCGCAUCCGCCUGAGGCAGGAUCCCAACUUCUGGACCUAUAGGCCAUUGUCUGAACUAAUGAUCCGUGCAGCUGCAGAUGAUGUCCGUUUUCUUCUGUUUAUUUAUCACAAGAUGGUGGAGAAACUAAAUGAGAGAUCCUUAUGGUAUCUUGCUGUUCGUGGUGCACUUUAUUGUCGUUGUUUUUGUACCAAUGACAGUAAUUUUGCAGAUUGGCCCGCACUACCUCCAGUUCCAGAAAAUCUGAUUGCUGAUGAGAAUGCCCCAGAGGAAGAAAACCUGUAUGUCCUCGAUAUUCCCCGUGGAAAAAUGGGAUGUGUUAUUGGAAAACGAGGAGCUAAUAUCUUGUCUGUAAAGGAAUCGUGCAGUGCUGAAAUAUUUUUCGGAGGUGACAAGGGUCCCCCUGACAAGGUCUUCAUUAUUGGCCCUGUUAAGCAAGUUAGAAAAGCCGCAGCCAUGCUAAGGGGCAGAAUGCUGCAAAUAUACUAG